AUGGGGCAUAUGACUCAGAAUUGCAGAGUACUGAAGCAACACCUGGAGGACCUAGUAGCAGCUGGACACCUCCGAGACUACAUUGAUCAGGAUAAAGUAGUGGCCGAACCGAGGAACCCACCACAAGAACCGAACAACGAGCACCCACCUCGAUUGGUAAUAAAUGUGAUUCAUGGAACAACGACCCAAAAGCGCGAAGAGGCACUAGAAGAAGAAAUUGCUAAGGCUGUGCAAAUUCAGCAGGUCAUGAAAUGGUUUGACGUAAAACGAGUCCUAGUAGAUCAAGGCAAUGUAGCAGACAUAUUGUAUUAUGACUUGUUCAGAAAGCUCGGUCUCUCUGAGCAACACCUCACCCCAGCUGCAGCUCCCUUAGUCGGCUUCAAUUCACAGCCAGAGUGGCCACUUGGCAGAAUAGUGUUGCCGGCUAUGGCAGGAACGAAAACCCUCCAGAUAGAGUUUUUAGUUAUUAACACGCAUUCUCCUUACAACGCCAUACUCGGCCGACCAUGGAUUCACCAAAUGGAGGCAGUCCCUUCAACCUACCACCAGCUCAUCCAUUUCCCAACGGAACACGGAGUAGAGCAGAUCGCAGGGGACCAAGUUGCGUCCAAACAUUAUUUCAUGGCAACAAUGAAGGCUAAAUAA
Camellia sinensis is the source of this 645-nucleotide messenger RNA. The record is from RefSeq and is a predicted model, not a curated record. Lineage: Eukaryota; Viridiplantae; Streptophyta; Magnoliopsida; Ericales; Theaceae.